This is a messenger RNA of Alosa sapidissima (American shad), 2546 nucleotides long. It is a transcript of the gene fam219b, whose product is annotated as family with sequence similarity 219 member B. NCBI's taxonomy places the organism in Eukaryota, Metazoa, Chordata, Actinopteri, Clupeiformes, Clupeidae. The record is from RefSeq and is a predicted model, not a curated record. The transcript has 6 exons. The coding region runs from base 158 to 703 and encodes 181 amino acids.
GUCAUGGAAGCUAGGUAGCAAUCCAACACAACCUUCUGUAAAAAAUAAAGUCGUGAGAUGGGUGUGUUGGCCUAAAGCAUGGCAGGGCGUCUCAGUAAUUUCCACGACAACAUGUAAAACAAGGGCAUUUUUCAUUUUUCAUUUUUGACUUGACAACAUGAAUGACAUUAUGGAAGAACAAGAAAGGGAUACUCUUCUGGUCGUCCCCGAGUCUCAAGUUAUGCCUGACACGGGCAACAGUAGACCCAGGGCACCAGAAGUGGGUAUCCGGCCUAUAGAGAAGAGAGGGCCCUACAUCAUGUCCAAAGCCCCGGCCAUCCACAUGAAACUGCAGAAGCACAGAGAGAUGGCCCGGAAAGCCCUAAAGAAGAAAGGCUUCACCUCCGCAGGGCCGGUUAUUCAGCAGCCCAGGCAUGGAGUCAAAAAAAGUGUCAAGUUCAACAAGGGCUAUGCAGCCCUGAGCCAGCAUGCAGACGAGACCCUGGUGUCUUUGGACUCUGACAGUGAUGUGGAGUUGGAGUCCCAGUACUCGUCUGGAUAUUCUUCUGCUGAGGUGCACCCCGAUCUGAAUCAGCAGCUCCUGAAGGAUGGCUACCACUUGGACGAGAUGCCGGAUGACGAGGACCUGGACCUCAUCCCCCCCAAGCCCAUGGGCUCGUCUAUGUGCUGCUGUGCAGACACCCCCUCCUGCUCUAUGCAGUGACCGGACCUCAGACCCACCCCCUUCACCUUUGCCCUCUGUGGUGCAGUCCCAUGAGAGGCCAGCAGGGCCACGUUACAACACCACCACAGACCUUAGGGCCACCCAUGGUACAGGGAAGAGGUGGGGGCACAUUUGACCAGCUGUCUAACAGCAUGAGCCCCCUAUCUCUACGGCCAUAGGUGGCCAGGCUCUUUCUCUCUCUCUGCUCGCUCAGUGUGUAGGGUAACAGAGUCGCAAUGCAGUGCAAUGCAAUGCAGUUGACUUGAACGUAUAAUGUUAUACGGGGACCCACAACUUUGAGGGCGUGGGCGUUUUUUUUUUUUUUUUUUUCUUAAAUAGUGUUACUAUUCUUUUAAGCUGCAGUGAAAACCAAACAUUGCCCCUCGUGUGUGUGGGUGGGUGGCUUGGAGUGGCAUGUGAUGGUGCUGACACAGCCCAGUGGAAAUUCCAUACAUGUUAGAUUUUGGGCCUUUUUUAAUUCCUUUCUCCAUAAAUGAUAGUCACUUAAAUUACACUCUUUUUGAUCUCCUGAGGCAUUCCCAACAAGUGUCAAUAUUCUAGGAUCACGCGUCAGCUCUAUCUACCCUAGAGCUCCCGUCUUUGCACAUGUACUCUCAUUACUUGUUUGUUAUUUUUAAAAAAUAUAUAUUUUUAAUGAGCUUUAACAUUGGUCAGGAAGUGAAUUAAGGGACUUGAGAGGGCCUGUUCCUCUUCAUACAAAGGCUUUAAUGGCUAUCUUGUUACCUGCUCGCACAAAUCCUUAUUGUGUGUGAAGACACACACUUACUUUAUGUGAGCACUUAUCUGAACAUUUGUUUGUAGAAUGGUGAAGCCAUUCAGAGAGAAAGAAGGUCGUUGUGAAGUGGUGACUGUGUUAAUCGUCUGUUGCAUUGUUGGUGGUUUGCGUUGGUGAGUGAGUAGUCUACUGAUAGUGGUGAGUCCUCAUUCUGAUUCAAGAAAUGGUUUUCGGACAGAACAGAGGAACUGUCAAAUCAGUACACUCAGUUACUGGUUGGUCAUAUGUUGCUGCCAGUAGAAUUUUUAUAUUUGAAUGAGUUAUCCUCAGAGAAAUUCUAAGAUUUGUCACUACAAUUAGUAUCUACAUACAGCAGAUACACGUUUUUAUUUGGACUUUUCUUGCCUCAUUUUAUUUUUGUGUGAUUGUUUUAGUCACAUUGCUUAAACAAAACCAGUGUUUUGUGAAUACUGUGAUGUCACGUUCCAUUUCAGAGGAGCUAGCGGUCCUUGUUAAGUUUCGAUCACACUUAGAACAUCCUCUGAAAGAAAGACGGCGAGAAAUUCUUUUUGCUUGACACCAGCCUCGCACCUCACGCUGCCUCCUAUUGCUUAAAGAAAAACUGCCUGUCACAAAGCUUGCCAAAAGUCAUGAGAGAAUGUUAAUGAUCAGGAAGCAAGAAAGCAAAAAGCAGGAAGUACUCUGUAUUUAAAUACAGAAUGCAGAAAGUCUUGUCUUGCUAAGGCACAGUUAGUUUGUUUCUCUGAUGACAAGAGACCGUUUAGUGUACUUGAGAAUUUGUUUGAGAAUUGAGAGCUUGAUGACUUGGCAUUGUACAUAUAUAUAUAUAUAUAUAUAGAUACAUAAUGACUGCACUCAGCUGCCUAUGUUGAGAGGAUUCCGCACACUACUCUGGCCUGGAAUAGCUAUGCAAACUCACGGGACAGUUUUGUUUCUUUACCUAUUACCGAAAAUAUACCAACUCCUACCAAGUGCGAAAUGCAAUAACUUGGGAUACUAUUGUUUUGAGCUAGACCACACUAAUCUUUGUAUUUAUGAAUAUUGUUUUUGUUAUGAUAAAUAAACACAUAUAAUUAUGUUUACCUA